Messenger RNA from Lactuca virosa, 2153 nucleotides. NCBI's taxonomy places the organism in Eukaryota, Viridiplantae, Streptophyta, Magnoliopsida, Asterales, Asteraceae. The record is from the annotation of a GenBank genome assembly.
CACACACACACACACACACACAAACACAUACACACUCUCUCUCUCAUCUCCUCUCUCGCUUCUCCGGCGACACUCGCCGAAAUCUGAUCGGAAAACUCACACACUAAAAAGGGUCUCCGGCACUCUCGUCAUUUCGUUUUCUAAUUGAUCACAUUGAUCAAUUCAAGAUUAGAGAAGAGAAAAGAAAAAAACAAACCCAAGCAUUUCAAGAUUCUUUCUUGGUUUCUACAAUGGUGAUUAGGAAUUCACAAUAUAACCGGAUCAAGGUCGCCUCUUUUUCACAAUAAACAAAUACCCACAUUACCAAAUCGAAAACCCACUUCUUUCCCCCUCGAUUCUCGCAUCAAAAGAUAGUAUAUAUAUUAUAUAAAUCGAGGGUUUCGUUGAAAUGAAAUCAAGAAAGUAGAUAUGGUGUUCUUGUUAGUGUUAGUGGUAGUAUUAGUAAUAAAAUGUGUUGUUGUAGUAGAUUAGUUGACAAGAUUGAGGAGAAGGAGGAGGAGGAGGAGCAGUUGAAUGAAAUGGGUGGUUGUGUAACGUUUACAGGUGGAGGUGGUGGGGAAGGUAGUAAAGGGGACAAAUCGAAUUCAAGUUUAAUGGUGUUAUCUCAAGCUAAAAUGAUACUUUGGAUGACUCGAGGAAUGACAACGUUGUUACUAUGGAUCUGUGUUGUUCAAUUAUUAACUGUUGGUGAAGUUUGGGGUCCAAGAUUGUUGAAAACUUGGCCUUCUUGUUACACACAUCCACAAACCGACAUCCGUUCUUCAUCUUUGAUCGAACCCAGAAUCCUUCUUCCCCCAAAAAGGACUUACAAGAACAAUGGUUAUCUUAUGGUUUCUUGUAAUGGAGGACUCAAUCAAAUGCGAGGAGCAAUUUGUGACAUGGUUGCUGUUGCAAGAUACUUAAAUGUGACAUUAAUCGUUCCAGAAUUGGAUAAAUCAUCAUUUUGGGCUGAUCCAAGUGACUUUGAAGACAUAUUCGAUGUCGAUCAUUUCAUCAAAUCCUUACGUGAUGAAGUUAGAAUACUUAAAGAACUUCCCCCAAGGCUUAAAAGAAGAGUCGAUUUAGGAAAAUUUCACUCAUUAGCACCGAUUAGUUGGUCUGACAUAACAUACUAUCAUCACCAGAUUCUUCCACUUAUUCGAAGGUAUAAAGUUGUACAUUUAAACCGAACCGAUGCUCGACUUGCGAACAAUGGGCUUCCACUUGAGAUACAAAAACUUCGUUGUCGAGUGAAUUUUAGUGGUUUAAAAUUCACUUCACAAAUUGAAGAAUUAGGUAAAAAAGUUGUGAAGAUUUUAAGAAAAAACGGGCCAUUUUUGGUUCUUCAUCUUCGAUACGAAAUGGAUAUGUUAGCGUUUUCCGGGUGCACUCAAGGUUGCAAUGGUGAUGAAGUGGAAGAAUUGACAAGAAUGAGAUAUGCGUAUCCAUGGUGGAAAGAGAAAGAAAUUGAUUCUGAUAUUAAGAGAAAAGAAGGGUUGUGUCCAAUGACACCGGAAGAAACCGCUUUGAUUUUACGUGCUUUGAGAAUUGACCGUGGGAUUCAAAUUUAUAUUGCCGCCGGUGAAAUUUAUGGCGGCGAUAGGCGGAUGGCUAGUUUGGCUGCAGAGUUUCCUAAUCUGGUUCGAAAGGAGAUGUUGUUGGACCCUUUGGAGCUAGGGUUUUUCCAAAAUCAUUCGUCACAAAUGGCGGCACUUGAUUACUUUGUUUCUUUAGAAAGCGAUAUUUUUGUUCCGACAUACGAUGGAAACAUGGCUAGAGUAGUUGAGGGCCAUCGAAGAUACUUAGGAUUCAAGAAGACGAUUCGGUUUGACCGAAAGAUAUUGAUUGACUUAAUAGAUCGAUAUAGCGAAGGGUCUGUGAGUUGGGAUGAGUUUUCAAAUACUGUAAAAGAAGUGCACGCGGAUCGAAUGGGUCAACCAAUGAGACGGGUUAUGAUCUCGGAUCGACCAAAGGAAGAAGAAUACUUCUAUGCAAAUCCAUAUGAGUGUUUGGAUUCAUGAGAAGAUUAACAAGAUUUGCCACUGAUUUUUAAUCUGAGAUAGUUGAAGAUUCUCUUUGAUUGUAUACUUAGAGUAUAUACAAUUUCUUGCAAAAAAAUGGUUCAUGUUCUUUGAGAGUAUUUUGAAUAUAUAGUAUACGUAAAGUUUUUUUUA